This is a messenger RNA of Desarmillaria tabescens, 1290 nucleotides long. Its product is annotated as kinase-like domain-containing protein. The record is from RefSeq and is a predicted model, not a curated record. Gene Ontology annotation, biological process: protein phosphorylation; signal transduction. The transcript has 10 exons. NCBI's taxonomy places the organism in Eukaryota, Fungi, Basidiomycota, Agaricomycetes, Agaricales, Physalacriaceae. Bases 1 to 1290 code for a protein of 429 amino acids. Gene Ontology annotation, cellular component: cytoplasm. Gene Ontology annotation, molecular function: protein kinase activity; ATP binding.
AUGCCUUCGCGGAGCGCGGGCUUGGCGUGGAUUCGAGGGUUGACGGGUUAUGCCGUUCCCACUGCUUGCCAACUGGACUUCACUCUGUUCGGCCAUCUGUUUUCCCAAAUUCGGUGCAUGGUCUUCCUCAAGUCCAUUGCCAAAUUUCUUCGUUCUGACUCAAACAAGAGGCCGACCACUUGGGACAUUGAAGAUCCGUUCAAGCAGGACGUCAUCGAAGAAGCCAUUAACUUGUACUGCUGGAAUGUUGCCGAUGGCUCGAACAUCGUCGUCGGCGUCACAUCCGAUGAGAAAGUCGAGUUCCUGUUGUCAGAUGGGUGUUAUGGGACGCUGGAUGAGAGCUUUGGACUGAAGGUCGGAGAUGACAAUGUCGAUGAACGCGAUUUUUUCUUCCCUAUCCUCCCCACCGUUGCUGUGUACAUCCUCGGUACAAUCACCAGAUCCUCGCAUCCGCGUCCCGCCGAAAUUGUUCUUGACCACGAGUCCGAGAUCGACGUUCACCUUCGGAACGCCAUGACCCUCUCUGCCGUACCACGUAUGAACCGGUCGUCAUCUUCCCCGAAGCUAUACUUUUCUUCCCUCCCCUCUAUCACGCGUUCAAUCUCAUCGUACGACGAAUUUCGAUGCAGAUGGAUUCCUGAACUCUUCGGCGACAUAGCUGUCACUGAUCUAACGGAUGACGUGACACUGAUAGGUAGAGCAUGCAGUGGUGGUGCGUUCAGUGAUGUAUGGAAGGGGAAGUGGUGGGACCAAGUAGAAGGGAAAGAACGUGCCGUCGCGAAGGAGAAGCUGUUUAAGAGGUUGCAUGCAGAAGUGUUGACUUGGCAUUAUUUAUGCCAUAGGAACGUGUCGCAACUGUACGGGAUUAUGCAGAGUGAGACCAGUGUUGGAAUGGUUUCGGCGUGGUGCGAGCAUGGGACCAUCAGACACUACUUGAAGAGCGUCAAUCCGAAGGCGGAUCGAAUGAAACUGAUGCAUCAGAUCGCAUCUGGUGUCGCUUAUCUUCACGAUUUCAGGCCUACCAUUAUCCAUGGUGACCUCAAAGGGGCAACAAGGUCAUGUCAACUUCUUCGUUCUUCUUCGUUCGCGGGGUCGAUGCGGUGGAUGGCGCCGGAGAUUGUUCGGGCACUCGUUGAAGUUGGGUCAGAGGCUACCAUGCCGCAGGUUACGACUGCGAGUGAUGUAUAUGCUUUUGGCUCGGUCUGUCUGGAGGUUCGUCGUGACCGGUGCCUGCCUUAUGCAUAUCGAAAACAUGAUCCCGGAGUGAUGUUUGAUAUAAUGGCAGGGUAA